AUGCAACAGACAAACAUCUUUAGCUAGAGCUCUCUCUAUAUUCCUGAGUAAUCGGAACCAAUUACAUUUUUAGACUUUUCUAAAGAGCCAUGUUUGGAUCAGUCAAAUAUCGAUACCUAUAGAAAGUAAGGACAGCUUGGAAGAUUUAAUUUGGGCUAGAAAAGUUACUACUAUAUAAUAUAAUUUAGAUAGAGAAUCCAUAUCGAUCAAGUUGGGCUAAUACAAUAUUACACAAACACUAUAAUAUUGAUAUACUUGAAAAAGGGAGUAAAAUUAUAAUUAAAAAAUUACCUGGCACAGAAGGUAACUCUCAAACUUAAAUAAAUCAUUUACCCGCAAUACAAGCACCACAAUAGAGAGUCAAAAAAUAAAUAAUUUCUAGUAUCUCUCAAUAUGCUAAAAACAAUUUAGAAAAAUUCUUUAAAGAGAAAAGAAAAUAUCAUAUAUCUACAUCAACAGAAAACAAUAGUUAUAAUCUGCACAAUUCAUCAUGUAAGUAAACAGAAAUGAAUGAUGCCGUCUCGCUAAUACAAGUAAAAAGUUAAGAUAGGAUGAUGCCAAUUUUUGAUGUCAAUUUUAAAAAAAAUCUAUUAUAAUACAAUAUAUGA
Paramecium octaurelia is the source of this 608-nucleotide messenger RNA. The record is from the annotation of a GenBank genome assembly. NCBI's taxonomy places the organism in Eukaryota, Ciliophora, Oligohymenophorea, Peniculida, Parameciidae.